AUGCUGCAACAGCAGAAGCAGCACGAGAAGCUUCUCAUGUACAAAAGACUCUACGCAGUGCUACUGCUGGCGAUUUUUCUUGCUAUCAUUGAUCUGCUUUGUCAGAUAUACGUCGCUUCUUGGGACGCCUCGUUCCCAUGGAAGAACCAGUGGUGGCUGAGUGAUGCGGUACCACAUUUACUUUUUCUUCUCGUCUUGGCUGCUAUGAUGUUCAUAUGGAGACCAAAUCAUCAGUCCAAAAG
Molecule: messenger RNA, 242 nt
Organism: Rangifer tarandus platyrhynchus (Svalbard reindeer)
Lineage: Eukaryota; Metazoa; Chordata; Mammalia; Artiodactyla; Cervidae
Source: the annotation of a GenBank genome assembly